AUGCUCUUUAUUAGACCUUCCAAGACGAUAUCCCUGGGUUUUGAGAAUAAUAGUCUAGAUUAUGAGCUACCACAACAACAGCAACAACAUUCGCACUCACAAGAACAAGAUACAUCGAAUAUGGUCCAUGGUCAUGAAACAAUAAUGGAGGCAACUACGAAUUUGAAUGAAUUGACACUCUCUUCUUCAUUGACUUGUGACGAACGUAUGGAACAAGAACGCUACGACUCAUUCCUCAGUCAACAAGCAUCCGAUUCUGAUGAUGAUGAAGAGCAGCCACCACCGCCAUCUCCACAAAAGGACGACGACGAGGAGGAGGAGGACGAUGAUGAUGUGGUAGUAGAUGUCGUACAUGAAGAGCAACCUCAACUUCCCUCUGCAACAGCUGACGCUAUGGAGACUUACUGCAAUAUAACCGAAAACAUUUACUGUGGAUCAGCUACUGGCAAGUCAAUUGCAGAAGAGAGUAUGCCCUGCGAAUGUAAAUACCGGCCUGAUAUCGACAACCCAGACGCAGCGUGUGGCGACGACAAUUACUGCAUCAACAGAAUGAUGUUUAUGGAAUGUAUGGUCGACGAUUGUCCCUGUGAUAGAUAUUGCCGUAACAGACGCUUCCAAUUACGGCAGUAUGCACGCGUUGAUGUCAUCAGAACCGAUAAAAAAGGCUUUGGAUUGAGAGCAUUGACGGAUUUACCAACAAAUGCAUUUAUCAUGGAGUACAUUGGCGAAGUCAUCCCAAAUCACGAAUUCAUCAGACGAACAAAAGAGUACGAAGCUGCUGGUUUGGAGCAUUAUUAUUUCAUGACACUGAAAACCGAUGAAAUCAUUGAUGCAACAAAAAAGGGCUGUCUGGCAAGGUUCAUCAAUCAUUCUUGUAAUCCCAACAGUGUGACACAGAAAUGGGUUGUUGGCAAAAAUAUGCGAAUUGGCAUCUUCACUCGUCGUCCAAUUAAGGCGGGUUCAGAAUUGACAUUUGAUUACAAGUUUGAACGUUAUGGUGCCGUAGCUCAGAAAUGUUAUUGUGGUGAAGCGACAUGUAAAGGCUUCAUUGGUGGUUCCAUGAAGAGCGACACUGCGAAAUCCUCAGCAACAGUAUCGAGCGAUUUGAUCCUGGAUCAAGACGAUGAAGACGAAGACGACGAUGACGACGACGACGACGAUGACGAUCCAAAUAAUGACAUGAUGCAAGAUGAAGGACAGACACAGAGCCAGAAAUCCAUGGCAGAAGCAGUGACAUUGACGCAAAAGAAAAUGCUGCGAAAAAUGCAUCGACGUCGAGCAUCCGAACCAUUGCAAGAUCCUCGCGAAGUACAGUCGUUUGUCAAACGUAUGCUGGAUUCUGUUGGAAAAUCACACCUUGUCUUGAAAUUAUUACUGCGACUAGAGCUCACGGAUUCAGAUACCCCACAAGGAAAAGAUGUGUUGAAAAAGUUUGUGCGUCUUCAUGGCCUCAAGAUGCUCAAAUUCUGGCUAGGUGAAUGGAAAAGCGAUCCUGUGAUACUGCUCAAAGUAUUGCAGGUCUUGUCCAAGCUACCGUUGGCCAACAGAAAUGGUUUGGAGGAUUGCAAGAUGCUAGAAAUCGUUGGAAAACUAUCACAGCAUCAAGAUGAAGGCAUCAAAAGCCUGGCGACGCAGUUGUUAAUUGAUUGGAGUUUGCUAAAGAGUGUGUACCGUAUUCCCAAGCGCAUCCCCACGGAGCCCACUUUGCGACGCAAGAGUGAAGCAAACGCCAAAUGCAAUGACGAUAAUGACUCACAGAUAUCAGCAGACGUGCCACCACCGCGGUACGAUUCAAGCAGAGAGUUUUUUGAUCCAGACGACGAUUAUUUCGAGUAUUUGCCCAUGGAUGUGGACGCUGCUGAAAUUCAAUGGAAGAUGGAAUACCCACCACAAUCAGCUAUCCCAACAGCACCUAAAGCCAUGAUUGAUGCAUGCAUUAAAAAUGGAUUUUAUGGCUAUGGUGGCCGGCCUCCUCGAUCUUAUUCCCACAACGAGCCAUCAUCUAGUGUGGAACAGCAGCAGCACGAAGAGAUGUACAAUCCUUACAAAAACAAGUACGACUCACCCUUCAAUGCUUCAUCCCCAGCUGCCUCUGUCUCCACAACCUCUGUCUCUCAAAUACCUACCAAACCAGCAGGACAGAUAUCACCCAAAUUACCGAAUAACUGGAAAUCAGCUUAUGCAGAAGAUGGCGCCAUUUACUACUAUCACCGUAUCACAGGAAAAACACAAUGGCAGGUACCAGAAGAACGAGUGAGCUCCAUUGAAGGUGUGAAUCAGUCGGAUUUAGAGGAUCUUGUUGAAAAAACGAUUCAAGAAACAGAAAACAAAAAAAAGAAGCGCAGUGCAAGUCCAGCAGGAUCCGUCACGACGGCGAGCACACCUCGUAUUAUUACACCAUCAGCGAGCAGAAAAGGCUCUCCAGCAGUGUCGAGUUUAGACGAAACCGAACUCAAGAAAGAAGUGGGCAAAAUUGUGACAAAGUACCUGAGCUCAAAGCAAAAAAAGCUGUGGAAUGGGGACAAGCACUUGUUCAAGGAGUUGGCGAGAAAGACCACACAUCAUAUCGUUGAGAGAGAAAUGAACUCGAAUCGAAAAAUCCAAUCCAUGAACAGCAGCGUCAAAUCAAAGAUUGAAAAGUUUAUCGAUGCACAUGGAGCGGAAUUUGUGAUCAAGGUACAACGCAAGAUGAAAUCAAGCAAAGGGAAAUCAACAGAGAGUCCAUCCAGUGUGAUUUCAGAAAAGAUGGCAACGCCUAUGGAGGUGGAUAUACCUACAUCGCCUGUCUCGACGAAACAUGAAGCUUCACCACCGCAAGAUCCUCCUCCUUCUCUUCCUCUGAGGUCUACGAAUACGAAUACGAAUACGAAUACGGACAUGCCUUGUACGAAUACAGCAGCUGCAGCCACUACAACCAAUUCGGCUAUAACAACUGCAGCAGCGACGAAACCAGCAUCUCCUGCUCCAACCACAACUGCCAAUGCUGCUACCACGUCGACCACUACAUCAGCGGACUACCACGUGGAAGGCAACAACAGCAAGCCCAAGGAAGAUGUCUAUUAUCGUCGCAGUAAUGGUAACAGAUCGCCACCGCCUUAUCGCUACGAGUAUGUCCGACCAGGCUAUACUCGACCCUCACCUUAUUAUCACAGCAACAGCUAUUACCGUUACGCACGUCCACCCUCACCUUAUUAUCGAAGCAAUCGCUAUAGAAGAUCACCCCCACCUCCUUUUUAUCGUCAAAAUUCAUCACGACGAGGUUCCUUAUCAGACGAUGAAAUGGAUAGAAGAAGAUGGGAUUAA
This is a messenger RNA of Mucor velutinosus, 3303 nucleotides long. RefSeq lists its product as uncharacterized. Bases 1 to 3303 code for a protein of 1100 amino acids. Gene Ontology annotation, molecular function: histone H3K36 methyltransferase activity; protein binding. The transcript is spliced from 6 exons. The record is from RefSeq and is a predicted model, not a curated record. Gene Ontology annotation, cellular component: chromosome; nucleus. Lineage: Eukaryota; Fungi; Mucoromycota; Mucoromycetes; Mucorales; Mucoraceae. Gene Ontology annotation, biological process: regulation of DNA-templated transcription.